AUGACAUUGUCCAACUUAUCACUAUACACCGUGACGGCUCUCCUCAUACUCGACACAGAGGGUCAAAGGGUAUUAGCGAAGUACUAUAACCCACCACAUCAAAGUACACCUUCGACCGGGAUAGUAAAUGAUCUGGGGGUCGGUCAGGGUGGUCCAGGGAUGGGAGGCUUGAUAAGUUUGAAAGAGCAGAAGGCAUUUGAGAAGAGUGUAUUUGAGAAGAUCCGAAGGGGUGGUGGCGAGAUACAUCCCCUCCCUCCUCACCUCAUCAUAACCCGCACCAUCGUCGACCUGCACUUCAUCAUCGUCGGUCCUCUCUCGAGCAGCAACGAAUUGAUGUUGAACCAGACUCUCAGCGCAUUCACCGAUAGUGUACAUCUGUUAUUGAGAGGUCAGAUCGAGAAGAGGAAUGUACUGGAGGGAUUGGAUCUGGUGCUUUUAGCUGCGGAUGAGACAGUUGAUGAUGGGAUCAUCCUCGAAACGGACGCAGCGGCAAUCGCAGCCAGAGUCUCAAGACCUAAAGCGGAUACGACUGAUAUAGUCAUCAAUGAACAAACCUUGUUGAAUGCUUAUACUUCGUUUCGAGAUAAAGUCUCUCAAAGGAUCCAGCAGUUAUAG
Kwoniella botswanensis is the source of this 615-nucleotide messenger RNA. RefSeq lists its product as uncharacterized. The coding region runs from base 1 to 615 and encodes 204 amino acids. The record is from RefSeq and is a predicted model, not a curated record. Gene Ontology annotation, biological process: intracellular protein transport; retrograde vesicle-mediated transport, Golgi to endoplasmic reticulum; intra-Golgi vesicle-mediated transport. Gene Ontology annotation, cellular component: COPI vesicle coat. NCBI's taxonomy places the organism in Eukaryota, Fungi, Basidiomycota, Tremellomycetes, Tremellales, Cryptococcaceae. The transcript has 5 exons.